Molecule: messenger RNA, 1383 nt
Organism: Enterobius vermicularis (human pinworm)
Lineage: Eukaryota; Metazoa; Nematoda; Chromadorea; Rhabditida; Oxyuridae
Source: the annotation of a GenBank genome assembly
AUGUCCGCUGUCAUAACUGUGGAACGAGUCAGCAAAAAACCACGUAUUGCCGAGGAGAAGGCACAAAGUGAACGCUCUCAAGAUUUGAGUGAUGAACGUGUCAUCGUUCCAGAUAUUCAUGAGAAAUGGUUCAGCUUUCGCAAGUUAUGGGCGUUCACAGGGCCUGGCUUUUUGAUGAGUAUUGCUUAUCUGGAUCCAGGAAACAUUGAAAGUGAUUUACAGUCUGGAGCCACUGCCAAAUACGAUCUACUUUGGGUGCUGUUAAUUGCUCAUAUUCUUGGCCUGUUACUUCAACGAUUAUCUGCCCGAGUUGGUGUGGUUACUGGCCGUGAUGUUGCUGAAGUUGCUCGGCAUUAUUAUUAUAAAUUUCCCAGAUAUUUUCUUUGGAUUAUGGUUGAAAUUGCUAUUGUUGGAUCUGAUAUGCAGGAAGUUAUUGGUACAGCAACUGCACUAUAUCUUCUCUCAAAUGGCUGGAUACCAAUAUGGGCAGGCGUAUUAAUUACGGUUUGUGAUACAUUUACAUUUAUGUUAUUGGACCGUUAUGGUGUUCGUAAAAUUGAAUUUUUCUUCUGCUUCCUUAUCGCUGUUAUGGCUGUAACAUUCGGUUUCGAAUUUUAUAAAGCUUCGCCAAAUGGGGCUGAAGUAGCCAAGGGUACUUUUAUGCCAUGGACUAUCCGGGGUGGUCAAGAAGAAUUCUUAACAGCUGUUAGUGUUAUUGGUGCAGUUAUUAUGCCGCAUAAUCUAUACCUGCAUUCUUCACUAGUCAAGAGCCGUGAAAUUGAUCGUCGAGUCAAAUGGAACGUUCAGGAGGGUAACAAGUAUUACUUUAUUGAAUCAUCGUUUGCUUUACUUUGUUCAUUUUUUAUUAAUGUUUUGGUGGUGUCUGUAUUUGGACAAGGUUUUUUUGGCCAAACGAACGCUGAUAUUCAAAAACGAUGUCUUAGCGGAGACAAUGGAAUGCCGUCAUUUUAUUUGGAUGUCUUCAAAAAUGAUACAGAAAGUGCUGAUGCAGAUAUAUAUUCUGGUGGCAUAAUGCUUGGUUGCACAUAUGGUGUAGCUUGUCUCUAUAUAUGGGCUAUUGGAAUUCUGGCUGCUGGACAAAGUUCCACAAUGACCGGAACUUAUUCUGGUCAAUUUGUUAUGGAGGGCUUUAUUCAGCUAAAAAUUCCAAAAUGGAAACGAAUUUUGAUCUCCAGGACAAUAGCAAUAUGUCCGACAUUACUUGUCGUUAUUUUAUCUAAAGGAAUAUCCCAAUUAUCAACGUUAAGCGAUUUCUUAAACUGUGUACAGAUGCUUCAACUACCGUUUGCCUUGUUUCCCGUUGUGACAUUCGCUUCAGAACCAAAGGUUAUGUAUGACUUCGCCUGUACUAUGUACGUUUGA